AUGAGGGUGGCGGAGGCCCACCUCACUGUCGACGCGGGGACGGAGGCGACUGAUGCAACGCACGGGCUGCCGCGGAGGAGGAAGCCAUCUGCGCUCACAUUGUCAGAACCGCCGCCGCCGAAGGAGCUCGCCCCGGGCCCGAGCCACCCGCGCCCCACCUCCCUCACCACGUCGCCCAGGAGCCGCCGCCCUCUCCCCGCCAUCGCGCCGACGUCCUGCCAGAGGAGCCUCGUCCCGCGCCGCCGCAGAUUGCCCCGCCCCCGCGCCGCCAUUGCCUCGCCGACCCCGCCAGCCAUGACAUCCUGUCGCCGCCAGAGCCCGCCCCGAGUACCCACUGCCGGUGGUUGCCACCACCGCCUCCACCCCGUGCACCACCAUCUCCUGCCAACCCCGCCUGGCCCUGCUCCGCUCGCCGGCGCGCCACCGCCUCCUGUCGACCCCGCCGGCCACGCCAUCCCGCCGCCGCGCGAGCCCGCCCCAAGUACCCACCGCCGGUGGUUGUGCCACCACCGCCUCGGCCCCGUGCGCCACCGCCUCCUGCCGACCCCGCCUGGCCCUACUCUGCUCGCCGGCGGGUGUACCUUGAGAGAGAGAGAGAGUGCGAGCGGCCAGGGCACACCACGGCUGCUUCUCGGCGACGGAACGCUCCAAUUAGCGGAGAUCUCCAUCUACAACUCGACGGUGCGUGUCAUACACAACGGCGACAUAAAAGUCGACGCCACCGGCAACGGCAUGUUUAGCGGCGUACUCAGCGACGACGACGGGCCCUACAGUCUGUCGUUCGGUAAUGAACUCGUCGUGGUGGGCUGCAACGUCUACGCGACACUGCACGAGAAGAAUACAAACGCCAUCAUAAGCGGUUGUGCUUCAUUCUGCCCGAACGACGUCGUUGCGAUGUACGCUCUUCUUGCCGCAACUAGCACAUUUGAAACACUACUAAAUUCGACCGGUCGCAAGUACUGUGACGGCAUGGAAGGCAAUCCUUAUAUCGCCGAUGGAUGCCAAGAAGCAGAAGGCGGCAUGUGCGGCAACGUGAGCGUGCCGUACCCGUUCGGCGUCGGCCCGGCCGAAUGCUACUGGCCGGGCUUCAACCUCACCUGCCACACGAGCGGUCGGGAGGAGGCGCCAAGGCUGCUGCUCGGCGACGGCACCCUCCAAGUGGCGGAGAUCUCCAUCAAAAACAGCACGGUGCGCGUCAUGCGCGCCGGCGAUGUAGAAGUCGACGCUGCCGGCAACGGCUUGUUCGGCUGCGGCCUUGCGGACGACGGCCCCUACACGCUGUCUAACUCUAGCGAGCUCGUCGCAGUUGGUUGCAACGUGUAUGCGAUACUCCAAGAGAAGAACAAGCUCACCAUGCUGAGCGGUUGUGCCUCAUUCUGCGACGAAGUCUUCGUCGCAGACAAUGCGACUGCGAUUUAUCUGGAGGAACGAGGGAGUUCCCCCGGAACCAAAUACAACAUGGGCAGCUGCCAGGCGCCCCUCAUCCCCGCGCACUACGUCGGGAAUGGCGUUCCGGGCCAGGUGAGGUUAAAAUAUUUCGGUUCGAACGGCAGCAUCUACAAAAUGUUGCGGGCGAUGGUGUUCGUCGCGGAGCAGGGGUGGUAUCCUCCGUUAGAAAUGGACUAUCAUAGACCAGAUAAGAUGGCAGUUCCAUUUCUUCUGGACUGGCUGAUCGUUGCCCCAGGUCGGCUGGCUAGCGCGGAGUUGACCGACGGCAGGUGCACCUCGGUCGAAGCCCGCGACGUCUGCAAGAGCAGCGAAAGCAGCUGCCGGAAACCUACUAGAGGCUAUAUUUGCUCUUGCCGGCAUGGUUACCAAGGCAAUCCUUACAUCACCGACGGGUGCCAAGAUAUCAACGAGUGCGACUUCCCUGCAAAAGACACCGAGUGCUAUGGCGAAUGUACCAACACACAGGGAUCUUUCGAGUGUCGUUGCCCGCAAGGAACCAUUGGCAACCAUGCCCUGCCCAAUGGCUGCAUCGAACCCGCCAAGCAGCCUGCAAAGCCCAGAAACACAGGUUUAAGCACCGGAAUAGGAGUUGGCAGUGGGGCAAGUGUUAUUGUCUUUAUUGUCAUGGUAUUUUUCAUGAUGCAAAAGUAUAAACACCAAAGGGCAACAAAAUUGAGACAUAAAUUCUUUGAGCAAAAUCGUGGUCAAUUGUUGCAACAAUUGGUAUCUCAGAGAGUUGAUACUGCAGAAAGAAUGAUCAUAAGUUUGGAAGAGCUAGAGAAGGCAACGAACAAUUUUGACAAAUCUCGUGAGCUUGGUGGCGGCGGGCAUGGUACCGUCUACAAAGAGAUUUUAUCGGAUCUCCAUGUAGUUGCCAUCAAGAAGCCUAAGGUGGUGGUGCAGAAAGAGAUUGGUGAGUUUAUUAAUGAGGUUGCUAUCUUGUCCCAAGUCAACCAUAGAAAUGUUGUAAAACUCUAUGGUUGUUGCCUUGAAACAGAGGUCCCAAUGUUGGUCUACGAGUUUGUAUCCAAUGGGACCCUUUAUGAUCACCUUCAUGCCAGGUCAUUGUCGUGGGACGACAGGCUACGCAUAGCCACUGAAACAGCCAAAUCUCUUGCUUAUCUUCACUCGUCCGUCUCAAUACCUAUCAUCCAUAGAGAUAUCAAGUCUGUUAACAUACUUUUGGAUGAUACUUUAACAUCAAAGGUAGCGGACUUUGGAGCUUCAAGGUACAUUCCAAUGGAGCAAUCAGGGGUAACAACAAUGGUGCAAGGUACAAUAGGAUAUUUAGAUCCUAUGUACUUCUACACAUCACGCCUCACGGAUAAGAGUGAUGUUUAUAGCUUUGGUGUCAUUCUUGUAGAACUGUUGACUCGAAAGAAGCUCUUUUCAUACAUGUCCUCUGGAGGUGAUAGCCUUGUUGCAAAUUUUGUUACCCUGCUUGCAGAAGGCAGCUUAUUGCAGAUAUUAGAUCCACGAGUGAUCGAAGAGGGAGGCAUAGAAGUUGAAGAAGUGGCUAAGCUUGCGGUAACAUGUGUGAAAAUUAAAGGAGAGGAUCGUCCAACCAUGAGGCAAGUGGAAAUGACACUAGAAUGCCUUCAAACAUCCACGGACCAUGUUCUAGAUGGUCAGGUGGCCGAGGAAUUUGAGAGGGGUGGCGUUGCAAUAAUUCCACCAUCAACUAAUAGUGCCGAAAGGAACAAUGAUGAUUCAACAAGACAAUACAGCUUAGAAGAUGAGUUUAUGUUAUCCUCAAGGUACCCUCGGUAG
This is a messenger RNA of Aegilops tauschii subsp. strangulata, 3219 nucleotides long. The record is from RefSeq and is a predicted model, not a curated record. Lineage: Eukaryota; Viridiplantae; Streptophyta; Magnoliopsida; Poales; Poaceae.